Messenger RNA from Aphis gossypii (cotton aphid), 1437 nucleotides. RefSeq lists its product as uncharacterized. The coding region runs from base 123 to 914 and encodes 263 amino acids. The transcript has 5 exons. The record is from RefSeq and is a predicted model, not a curated record. Lineage: Eukaryota; Metazoa; Arthropoda; Insecta; Hemiptera; Aphididae.
UCGUUAUGGUUACGUGUUAUAUUGUUCAUUUGUGACAAAAGUCACAUCAAAAUCCGUUUCGAAAUUGUUCUAUACUUGUCAUAAUAUUUUUUGUUAUUAAAUUUAUCAAGUUAUUGUGUGUGAUGACGACAACCAUAAAAUUGAAAAACAGUAAUAACGGUGAUAUUGUUAAGAAUACCUUACAGGGUACGAUAUCGUUUCAAUUCAAAAACGGAAUUUCCGUAGACAUUACUCUUGAUGGAUCGAUCAGAGUGACCAAUCAAAAGGCGAACGCUGUGGCAGCCGUAAAUGCAACAGGUAACAUAUCGGCAGUGAUGCAUCCUGUCGGUUUUAUGUUCAAAAAAGAUGAAAUCGUACACGUACGGGCGAACGACAUGCAUUUUGGGAAUCACAAGUUGGCGAAAAUAAGACCUUCCGGCAUCCACUUCAAGGCCAUCAAAAGCCCGCUGGUGUACUUGGUGGACGAAGCUGGUGUUAGGACGAACUUUUCAGAGAGCUUUAUGAACAUGGAACGAGACAUCACGUUGGAUGUGCUGUACAAAGACUGUCGUCACGGAGCCAUGUACGUGAACGUGUGCAACGAUUUACUAUCGGACAUCUCGAGCAGAGUGCUCGAGACCGGUACGGAAUGGAAACUGUACGACGUGUCGGUCGUACAAGAGAACGUUCACGGUUUCAUCAGAGUGAUCAAAGAAGGGCGCGACAAGUUCGAGAUCCGGUCUUCGGCGUCCGUCGGCACGAUAAAUCUGUACUCGGACGCGGUGGACUGCACUGCGUCGCACGGCACCAAUCAUCAUUUCUUCGUCAAAAAGAACAACAGUCGCAUUCACUACGAGGUGCGCAACAAGUUCAUGGUGCGGUACGGCGGAUAUCACACCGGCUUCAACGAGUGCGACGAAGUGUCGUUUUUCUGACGGUCGCAAGCCCCCCCCCUCUCCCCUCCGUCGUCGACUCGUGAUAAUAUUAAUUGAUAAUAAUAAUAUACGUACCGUCACGCAUAUGCACUGUUACACCCCGCACGAUUCACUAGGCACCUUGCAGGGGUGCUGUAUAAUCAUAUUAUACGCGUGUAACACACACACACACAUAUGCAAAUAGGCAGGUUUUACUAUGAAUGACAAAAAUUACGACGGUACCUAAUAUAAUAUCAUAAUAAUUAUUAUAAUAAUGAUAAUGUAAACAUUGACGAGUCGUGACGUAUUAUAACAUUAUAUAUAUAUACUACUUGACGAUGCCUUCUACGCACACUACAUAUACAUUGUUCAUUCGUUUAUAAUUAGUGAGAGAUGUAUUAUAUAAAAAAAAAAAAUGUAUAUAUAUAUAUAUAUCGAAAUUCUUGAAAAUUUAAAACAAAAUCCCUCAAUAUUUAACUUUACAUCUGUCAAAAAAUAUUAAAAAUAUAUCAACACCGGUUUUUUUUUUUUUUUGAUAUGCAUU